AUGCCUAUUAAGUCAAUCAAAGCUCGUCAAAUCUUCGACUCCCGUGGCAACCCCACCGUCGAGGUAGACCUGGUAACAGAGUUGGGUCUCUUCCGGGCAGCUGUACCAUCUGGUGCCUCCACUGGUGUUCAUGAAGCCCUUGAACUAAGGGACAACAUAAAAGGAGAAUAUCAUGGCAAGGGUGUCCUCACUGCUAUCAAGAACAUCAAUGACAGCAUUGCUCCUGCUCUCCUCAAAGAAAACUUUGAGGUCACUCAGCAGAAAGAGAUUGAUCAGUUCAUGCUAAUUUUGGAUGGUACAGAAAACAAGUCCAAGCUUGGUGCUAAUGCCAUUCUCGGUGUAUCCCUCGCUGUAGCUAAGGCUGGAGCUGCCAAAAAAGGUGUACCUCUAUAUAAGCACAUAGCUGAUCUGGCAGGCAAUAAUGAUAUUGUACUACCUGUACCUGCCUUCAACGUCAUCAAUGGAGGUUCUCACGCUGGCAACAAGCUGGCUAUGCAAGAAUUCAUGAUCUUGCCUACUGGUGCUGCAUCUUUCAGCGAGGCCAUGCGCAUGGGCUCAGAAGUGUACCACCACUUGAAGAAAAUCAUCAAGGAAAAGUUUGGCCUUGACUCUACUGCUGUCGGUGAUGAGGGUGGAUUUGCGCCCAACAUCCAGAACAACAAGGACGCCCUAUUCCUCAUCCAGGAUGCCAUCCAGCAGGCUGGAUACACCGGCAAGAUUGAAAUUGGUAUGGACGUAGCUGCCUCCGAGUUCUUCAAGAAUGGAACUUACGAUCUUGACUUUAAGAACCCUAAGUCUAAUCCUGCCGAUUACCUAUCAUCUGAUAAGUUAGCUGAGGUGUACUUAGACUUCUGCAAAGACUUCCCUAUGGUGUCUAUUGAAGAUCCCUUCGACCAGGAUGACUGGGCUGCAUGGUCUAAUCUUACUGCCCGCACUCCUAUCCAAAUAGUUGGAGACGACCUUACAGUAACAAAUCCCAAACGGAUUGCUACAGCUGUAGAAAAGAAGGCUUGCAACUGCCUGUUACUGAAAGUAAACCAGAUCGGCAGUGUGACUGAGUCCAUUGACGCUCACUUGCUGGCCAAGCAGAAUGGAUGGGGCACCAUGGUUUCUCACAGGUCUGGAGAAACUGAAGACACUUUUAUCGCUGAUCUUGUGGUCGGAUUGUCGACUGGUCAAAUCAAGACUGGGGCGCCGUGUCGCUCGGAACGUCUCGCCAAGUACAACCAGAUUCUUCGCAUCGAAGAGGAACUCGGGGCCGCAGGCAAAUACGCUGGCAAGAACUUCCGUAGACCUGUCUGA
This is a messenger RNA of Arctia plantaginis, 1302 nucleotides long. The record is from the annotation of a GenBank genome assembly. Lineage: Eukaryota; Metazoa; Arthropoda; Insecta; Lepidoptera; Erebidae.